This is a messenger RNA of Marchantia polymorpha subsp. ruderalis, 2024 nucleotides long. The record is from the annotation of a GenBank genome assembly. Lineage: Eukaryota; Viridiplantae; Streptophyta; Marchantiopsida; Marchantiales; Marchantiaceae.
GUGAAUAAGCGGACCGACCCAGCGGGCACUCCGUCGAUCCAGAAGGGAGGGAGGGCCUUUGACAGAUCUCCGGGCUGGGCUGGGUCGAGGCGGUCCGGUCUGUCUGGUCGGGUACGUGCAGCUGUUGCGAUACCAACUAGCACCUGCUCCUGCUCCGAUUAUUAUUAUUCUGGUGCGCUGGAUAAUUGCGUGCGGAAUUUUCCGCUGUCGUCCGUCGUGUUAUUCUGGAAUUUAGAAAGCGUCGCUCGCAGUGGUUAGAAGGCUGAGGAUUUCGCGGAUCCCCGGAAGCUGCCUGCUCUUAUAUAUCGCGACCCACUUUCGUUGCUGACGCAGAACGCAGAGCUCGAAUUGGCGCUGGAAUUCGGUGAGGAGCAUCAGCAGCAGCAGCAAAGCAGCCAGUUUCUGUCGCGCUCAUCACCUCUCGAGAAAAAGAGCUCGUCGACAUGGAUCACGCGGCGGAUGCAAUGCGUACGGACUUGAUGACCUUGACCCGCCACGUUCUGAACGAGCAGAGCAAAUACCCCGAAGCUCGGGGAGAUCUCACCAUUCUGCUCAACCAUAUCGUGCUGGGCUGCAAGUUUGUGUGCUCUGCUGUGAAUAAGGCUGGUCUUGCAAAGCUUAUCGGACUCGCUGGAGAAACCAACGUGCAGGGUGAAGAGCAAAAGAAGCUCGACGUCCUUUCGAACGAAGUCUUUGUCAAAGCACUUACCUCCAGCGGCCGAACCAACAUCUUGGUUUCUGAAGAGGACGAAGACGCCAUCGUGGUUCCCGAGAAAUUGCGCGGGAGGUACUGCGUGGUUUUCGACCCCCUCGAUGGUUCUUCCAACAUCGAUUGCGGUGUCUCCAUUGGAACUAUCUUUGGCAUUUACAUGCUCGAGGAAGGCCAAGCUGGUACAGUCGAAGAUGUACUGAAACCAGGAACAGCCAUGGUGGCUGCUGGCUACUGUAUGUACGGUAGUUCUUGCACGUUGGUGCUGAGCACCGGUGAGGGAGUUAACGGUUUUACCUUGGACCCCUCCCUCGGAGAGUUCAUCUUGACCCAUCCUCUGAUCAGAAUCCCCAAGAAGGGCAAGAUCUACUCUGUCAACGAAGGAAAUGCUAAGAACUGGGACGAGCCGACAACCAAGUAUGUUGAGAAGGCAAAGUUCCCAACAGACGGUUCGUCUCCUAAAUCCCUACGAUACAUUGGAAGUAUGGUGGCAGAUGUUCACCGUACCCUCUUAUAUGGAGGAAUCUUUUUGUACCCCGCCGAUAAGAAGAGCCCCAAUGGAAAGCUCCGAGUUUUGUACGAGGUCUUCCCCAUGUCUUUCCUCGUCGAACAGGCAGGAGGACAAGCAUUCACUGGCAAACAGCGCGCUCUUGAGCUCGUGCCGACAAAAAUCCACGAGCGGUCACCCAUCUUUUUGGGUAGUUACGACGACGUGGAAGAGGUGAAAGACUUGUAUGCCAAGUACUCUUAGGAUUCACUCACAUCAAUAUGAUGGGGCCAUGGAGCGGUCCCCUUCAUUACGGGAAAUUUCACUUGUUAGAUACUCCCCUCUCAAUUUUCAACCACGCAAAGACCAUAGAAUGCAGUUUGCAUCGAACUGAUCCUGCCGGAACGUUGUAAAUUUUUUAGUCUUUUUAUUCCCUCUAUUGUAUAGUCAGUCUCAUGCCAUUUGGACCUCGGUUUGCUUUUUUGAGUAAAUUGAGGCUCCAGUGACAAGGUUGAUUCUAUCUCGGAGAUUUCCGAAGGAAGAUUUCCAGUUUCCAGAAAUUAUCAGUCGAAGAAUUUAGUUGGGACAUCAAUAGCCAAUCUCCGCUUCAUAAGAUUAGGAAGGUCAGAUUUUACAGGCUUGCUUUGAUGGAGCUAAGCUAAGGUCCUGUCGAAGCAGGAAGGAUAGGGUUGCAGCGAGCUGAAAACUAGAGGAACUUUGGCCGAUAUGCAUGUAAAUCUUUUAAAUCUUGAUGAGCGUCGUCCUUUACACCUCAUAUUGUGAGACCAACCAACAAAUCUAAGCUUCUCAAAUUCUGUCGCAGUUCGU